Trichoplusia ni (cabbage looper) is the source of this 2405-nucleotide messenger RNA. RefSeq names its product trichohyalin-like. The coding region runs from base 306 to 2081 and encodes 591 amino acids. The record is from RefSeq and is a predicted model, not a curated record. The transcript is spliced from 13 exons. Lineage: Eukaryota; Metazoa; Arthropoda; Insecta; Lepidoptera; Noctuidae.
UGUUGUUAUAAUACUCAGUUUACUUUUUUUCGUUACACUUUUUUUAUAUUUAAUUCAAAAUUUCAGUUAAUUAACUGACUGAUCGAAAUUGUAUACUUUUCAUUUUAUUUUAUCAAUUAACCAUAAAGUAAGUCUGCAGAGAACUGGCCAGUAAAAAUCUUUUUUGGCAAGUUAGGAAGAAAAAAAAUUACAGAAGUUCAACAAACAUUAUAUCUUGCUUAUUUUCAAUAGUUUUUAUUAAUAACACUUAUUAUAAAGAAUUUUCUUUUAACUAAAAUAAAAAGCAGAAAAAGUGUAAAGUAAAAAUGCCGAUUGCAAUGAGCAAGGACGAAUGGGGUCGGAUCAACGAGUGGACAAAGCUGGACCGAGAGGACCCAGAGGUGGUGCGCCGGCGGGAGUACGUCAAGUACCUGGACAACACCAGCCACGAGAUGACCAAAUCUUGGCCAAACUCUUUAGAGAAUGUAAACAAACGUAACGAGGAGCUCCGUCAAGCGCGCAUACAGGUAGCCGAGCAGGCCAACACCAAGUUCUACAACCGCUACCUGAAGAGGAAGAAGGAGGAGCAGGAGCGCCUCAUGUACUCCGCCAGGGAUGUCGUCUUCAAGAACAAGGAUGCCCCUAAAUUGCUGCUCAGUGCGGUAAUUGAAACGGCCGUACAAAAAGAAAGAUUGGAACAGAUAAAGUUCUUGAACGAGCGACGGAAGGAGGCAAUGGAACGUAAGAAAAAGGAUGACGAAGAGGUCGUGAGGAAGGCCAAGGAGUGGAAGGAGCUCAACGAGGAGAGGAAGAAACGGAGGUUCGAAGUCAACAAGAAACACCAGCAGGAUAUUAUAGAACAAUCCCGUGAGAUGUCAGAACGUAACCGCAUUGAAUACGAGACGGAACUCAAUCUGCAGAAGUUAGACAUCUUGAAGGCUAACGAAGAGAUGGAAGCCAUCAAAGACUUUGAAGAAGAGUUCAAAGCUGAGGAGAAAGCUCGCAUCUUUAACGACAUGGAACGUUCUCGAGCGGAGGCGAGGGCGAGGAAACAGGAACAAGAAGCACGUGACAAAAUGGACAACCGGUUGAUAGACGUACUGCUGAAGUCCCGGGCCAAGAUCGAACAGAAGCGAAAACAAACCGAACUCGAUGUGAAGAAUGAAAAGCUUCGGGUUUUGGAGAAUAUCAGCCAGCGGUUAGAGUCGGGCGACGCAGCGCGGGAGUUGAAGGAACAAGCGAUGUUCGACAAGGCCGUGAAGGAGAAGCUGGAAGCAGACGAGGCGCGGCGCCAGGCUCAGUUGCAGAAGGAGGAGCGCUUCCGCAGAGACAAGAUCGAGAGCCGCGAGCAGUUCCUGCGAGACCAGCAGCAGCGGCUGCAUGAGUUCCACACCACGCGCCAGUGGGAGAUCAUGAACAGAUUCAAGAACGUUGAAAUUUAUGACGACUUCUUGGAGAAACAACGCGAGGAAAAGGAACGGAAGAUCAAAGAAUACAGAGAGGAAAUACUUCGGCUGUGGAAAGAACGCGAGGACCGCGAGGCUAAGGAGCGUGCGGAGUCGCGCUACUUCUACGGCGAGCUGGCGGAGAGGAAGCUGCGCGACGCCGACAACAAGCUGCUCACACACGCCGCGCAGCUGCUGCAGGAGGCCCAGCACCACCAGCGCCCGCCCUACGCACUGCAGCGGGCCAUCGACGCAUACUGCAAGCUGUACCGGCUGUACCCGAUGCCGGACUUGCCGAAGUCCCUGGCGGAGCACUUCGUGGGCUACGCGCCUCGCGACGGCUCGCAGCCGGACGCGGCCUACAGCGAGCCGCCGCCGCCGCCGCCCCCGCGCCAGGCCCUCACGCCCGCCUCGCCCUCGCCCGACCCCACCGCCAGGAGGGACAACGCCAGGAAGGAUGGCCUGCAACCUCUCACACAAUCUAGUCCGACUAAGCAGAAGAAGGAGAAAGUAGAAGAGAAUAUUGCUGAUUACAAAAGAGCUGCGCCGGCUAAUGGUCUGCAGCGGAGAGAAGAGGGCACUUUCUUACCUCCGAUCUCGGUGGUACCGUGUACGUCUGAGUCCUGUCGAUGUGAACUGAAGAUGGGAUGGAAAUAAGACGACGUUUUACAAAAUAUUCAGUUUUUAUUUAUCAUAAUUAUCAAUAACUUUAGAAUGCGUUUUUUCUAUUCUUAGAUCUCUGACACAUUGUCGAUUAACAGCGCACUGAAAUAUUUAUAAAUAAACAAAAUAGUUCUUCUGCGUUUAUUCAAAUAAUUGCGAUUUAAACAACGAUCGCAAAAUGCGCUGCUGAAUCGCAAAUGUGUGACAGGUCUAUUUAGAGAGCUUUUAUGGCACGUGUGUGAUGUUAUUCGAGUGUGACUAGAAAAUUGGUGGUUUCAAAUUGUAAGUGAAAUAUAGUCAAGCUUACUUCGGUCUUAA